This is a messenger RNA of Paraphaeosphaeria sporulosa, 5114 nucleotides long. RefSeq names its product pectin lyase-like protein. Lineage: Eukaryota; Fungi; Ascomycota; Dothideomycetes; Pleosporales; Didymosphaeriaceae. Gene Ontology annotation, molecular function: pectinesterase activity. The transcript has 4 exons. The record is from RefSeq and is a predicted model, not a curated record. Bases 108 to 5021 code for a protein of 1637 amino acids. Gene Ontology annotation, biological process: cell wall modification.
GAAGUAUUAUAAUACCCUGUUUGACCCCAACCAUCGAUGGAGUUUCUGUAUCCUGCCAGACUUGAACGGCACCGCGCGCGAUCAAGGCAGUCUGAUCAGAGGUGGCCAUGAUGCUUUCAUCGCUUGUGCUACUGCUCUUCGCAGGCCAAGGCAUCGCAGAUCAAGGUGCGACCACCUCAGCCAUCUCCUCAUCGUCCGCCAGCGCUUGUUCUGCGAGUUCGGGCUCAGUCUCCGACUCUGCGCUUGCGAACAGUGCCACGUCAUCCAGCAUUGUAGUCACCACAAGCGCCGCGUCCUCAACGACCGUAUCCUCGACGACUUCGCCAUCUCCUACUUCGCUGUCCGCUGUGACGGUGGCAACUGAUGGAAGUGGCCAGUUCACUGCUGUUGGCUCGGCUAUUGCUUACGCCCAAAGUUCGGGGAUCCCCACUGUGACGAUAAAAGCUGGUACAUACACUGAGAGCGUUGUGAUCGGGGCUACUGCUGCAGUUACCAUUGUGGGAGAAACAAACAAUGCCGAUGCCUACUCUUCGAACUUGGUCACCAUCUCCAACAGCGCAGCGCCGGUGACCUACAAUACUAUUACCAAUGGUCUUGCCUGGAAGAGCAUCAACUUCUUCAACACGAAUUCUUCCUCCAAGGCAGGUUUCAUGUAUCUGCGCGGAUCCAAGAGUGCAUUCUACUCCUGUCAGUUUGUUGCCGCUGGACCUGCAGGCUUCAGCACGAACUACGCAUCGGCCCUCAUUGCAAACUCAUAUAUUGAGGCUCAGGACAAGAUCGUUUCUUCGUACCCAACCCUGUACAUCUAUGGCUCGACGAUCACUGCGACGAAUCCAAAUGCUCUGCUCACGUACAACCAAGGUGCCAUUUCGGGAAACAAACAGUAUAACUCGACGGUCGUUUUCGACUCUUGCUCGAUCAUCCAGAAGGCUGGAACAUCGAACAACUACGUCUACUUGGCUGCCGCCAACGCUGUGGGAUCGGUCGUGGUAUAUCGCAACACGGCCAUGGCCGGUUUGAUUGCUCCGAGCGGUGUUUACGUUGACGCGAAAACUCAGGCCUCUGGAAACGCAUACUUCGAGUAUCUCACUACGGGCGCAGGAAGCUACCUGAACAAUAAGGCGGCUCGUACCCCAUAUGCGGCCAACUAUUUCUAUGUCACGGAUGCCUCGCAGCUCGCGCCUUACAGCAUCGCGAACCUUUUCGCCAACGCAUACCCUACCGUAUCAGCCACUAGCCUCUCUUGGAUCGAUUCCAGUGUCUUGAGCACCAUUCAAGCUGGCGUCGUAAGACAGGAAAGCCAAUCCGGUGGAUCCAGUGCUGCUUCAAGCUCCGUCUCAUCAGCCAGUUCAUCGACCGUCUCCAGCUCUAGCUUGACCUUAGGAUCGACGUCCAGUCCCAGCGCCAGCUCAGAUGCGAUUUCAACUGCGAGCUCUGGGUCAGCCUCAGCAACAACCUCAAUGACUUCGGCUUCAUCGAGCUCCUCUAUGGCCUCAUCUUCGCCGAGCUCAUCUGAUGUCUCGGGAUCAUCCGGCUCCUCUGCUAGUGCGACUUCAUCAAGUUCCUCCUCUGGGUCUAGCAGCACUACGUUGCCAACCUCUUCUUCUUCAACAAGUGCCGUAACAUCAAGCGGUUCUGCGAGCGCCACUGGUUGUACUUUGCCAUCUUCGGUACCUGCGUCUGCUCGUACAGUGGGUCCCGCCGGAUCUUGUGCCAACUAUACGAGUAUCUCCGCUGCCGUCGCAGACUUGUCUAUCUCUAGUACCGAAACCAUAUAUAUUUUAGCCGGUGUCUACAAUGAGCAGGUGGUGUUUCCAAACGCCAGGACUGGGGCAACAACCUUCCGCGGAGAGGCUGCCGACCCUCUAUCUCGAUCAGGGAACACUGUUACCAUUCGAACGAAUGGAGCCGUUCUUUCGAGUGCGGGAGGCGCUGCGGGAACUGGAGCUUUCCAGUCCACUCAGUAUUAUACGAACCAAAUCACCUUCUAUAAUAUCAACUUUGAGAACACGUACACACCGACGACCAACUAUCAAGCGGUUGCUGUAUCAAUCAAGACCAAGAAGGCGGCUUUCUAUUCUUGCAACAUCAAGUCGUCCCAGGGAACCCUGCUACUGAACAAUGGAGCAUUCUAUUUCUCCAACUGCCACAUCGAGGGGACCACAGACUUCGUGUGGGGUCAAGGAGGCGCUUACAUCUACAACUCUGAGAUCGUUGAGACAAGCACCAUUACCGGUCAGACUAUUGCGGCUCAAAACUACCAGACGACGAACGGGCCCUCAAUCAUUGUUUUUGAUCACUGCGCCGUAGUCCCUGGCAGCUCGUCGGUGCCAACAGGCGCCACUUACCUUGGGAGAGAUUACUCGGCCGCGGCCCACGUAGCUUACACCAACUCCUAUCUAGAUAACCAUAUCAUCCCUGCUGGAUGGAAGAUUUCGUCGUCGGCCUCGUCACCUGUUUUCGUGGAGUCAAACAACACAGGUCCUGGAUCAUCCACCGCUUCCCGUAUUUCCGGCGCGCAGAUCCUUUCAGACGCCUCGGCUUACUCCGCUGCUAGUGUUCUUGGAGACGUCAGCUGGCUCGAUACCAAUGCCAUCCCUCCGUUCUCCGGUUUCCCAGAUUCGGUCUAUUCGAGCACGGUCACAAGUGCCUCAAGCUCAUCCAUGAUUGCUACCAGCACCUCGGCUUCGUCAUCGGCGUCUACAGCUACAAGCUCGUUGUCCGCAGGGUACACUGUUGCGCCUACUCCUACGGGCGACCAAUAUGGCUCUGUCAUGUCCGCUGUAGCUGCCCUUCCCAAUGACGGAAAGGCAUACACGAUCUCCAUUCUCGCUGGAACUUAUACUGAACAGCUCUGGGUUAACCGCACCGGGAAGGUCACACUGCGAGGUGAAACCAGCAACCCUAACGACUACUCCCAAAACGUGGUCAAGAUCCAGUUCAACUAUGGGGUCUCCACAAGUGCCAACCAGAACGAGCUGACCCCUGUCAUCAACGCCAAGAAGACGGAUACAUCUGGCUUGGCUUUGUACAACAUCAACUUCGUAAACACCUUUCCUCAGACCUCGAACUCGGCAGCUCUAGCGGCUGACUUCUAUGGGAGCAAUAUGGCUGCUUACGGAUGCUCAUUCAUCGGCUUCCAGGACACUCUACUAGCCAACCAGGGUGUUCAGCUGUUCAGCAACUGUUAUAUUGAGGGUAGUGUCGACUUCAUCUGGGGUUACUCAAAGGCCUACUUCCACCAGUGUUACAUUGCAUCUAAUACUGCUGGUGCCUACAUUACAGCUCACAACCGUCCCACUGCGACCUGGGCCGGUGGUUACAUCUUUGACUCGUGCUACGUCACGUACACUGGAUCCUAUGGUACCUCCACCGGAACAACGUACCUGGGACGGCCUUGGUCUCAAUACGCAGUUGUGGUGUACAUGAACUCGUAUCUCGAUCGCCACAUUGCCGCGGAAGGAUGGCAUGUCUGGGCUACUAACGAUGCUCGAACUUCGAAUGUUAUGUUCGGCGAGUACAACAACAGCGGCCCAGGAAACUGGACUACUUCUCGCGUCUCAUUCGCAACGAAUCUUUCCGCUUCAGCAGCGGCUGCAUACGAGCUGAGCUCUUUUCUGGGCACGACCGACUGGAUCGACAUGACAGCUUACAACUACAAGCCAAGUUUCACCUUAGGAGUGUCUCCGACCCAGACAAGCAGCCCAACCACGUCUCCGUCUGCAUCGUCGGAAGCGGCUACGUGGGCACAUCCUACCAGUGGCACUGUUCCUCCGGCUGGAGCCGUCCUUGUUUCAUCGGAUGGGUCAAAAGCAGGUUCCUACCGCAAUUUAACGUCUGCGUUAGCCAGUCUUCCGAGCGACUCAAGCACGCAAGUUAUUUUCAUUUACCCUGGAACCUAUCAGGAACAGGUACCAAGUGUCUCUAGAGCUGGACCAGUGAUGAUCAUCGGUUACACCGAAGGCAACCCGGGUCAGACAUACUCAAGCAACACUGUCACGAUCACUAAUGCCCGUGGUCUUUCUGUGAGCCCACCACCGGCCGGACACAGCGAUGCCGAGACUGCGACGUUCGCUACCGCUAGCACCAAAAUCAGCAUGUACAAUGUGAAUCUUGUCAACUCCGAUAACCUGGACGGUGCCAUACCCAGCUAUGUCACUCUUGCAGGAAGUAUCUAUGGCAACCACAUCGGCUUCUACGGAUGCUCGUUCAUCGGCUGGCAAGACACCUUACUCACGGGCGCCACCAAUGGCUACCAGUACUACGAGUCUUCAUACAUAGAAGGGGCCAUCGACUUCAUCUGGGGCUACUCGAAGGCUUAUUUCAAGGGCUGCACCAUUGGUGCUAAGCGUGCGAAGUCAGCUAUCACAGCCCAGAAUCGUGCGUCAUCCUCAGCUAUUGGUGGCUACAUUUUCGACCAGUGUCUCUUCAAGGCAGCAGACAGUGCGACAGUGGAUUUGACUGGGAGUGUCUACCUUGGAAGACCGUACAAUAGCUACGCCUUAGUCGUCGUGAAGAACAGCUACCUGACCGACAUCAUCAACCCAUCUGGGUGGAAGAUUUGGGGAACCACUAGCCCGAACACCGAUCACAUUACUUUCGCUGAAUACAAUAAUGUCGGACCGGGCAACUGGGAAAACAAUGCUGCAGCUAGGGUGGCUUGGCAGAACUCCUACGUUGUGUCCAAGACCCCCAUCGAAGGCAAGACCACAUACAACACCAUUCAGUCAGCGCUGGACGUUCUGCCUGCGUCGAGUAAGAUCACUGCGACUGUGUUCAUCUACCCUGGUGUGUACGAGGAGCAGCUCGUGCUCAACAAGUCUGGAACAAUCAUCUUCAUGGGCUACACGUCUGCAACUGAGGAUUACACCCAAAAUCAGGUAACGAUCACCUAUGCUCGUGGCAUCGACACUCAAGCGGAUGCAUCCAAUUCGGAUUCUGCUACGGUUUAUGCCACCGGAAACUACUUCCAGGCCAUCAACAUCAACUUUGCCAACACAUAUGGCACUGCAAAGAAGUAAGUUACUAUGAAGCCCAAUAACGUGAGUGUGCUAACCUGAAGUGCAGCUUCGCUACUCUUGGUUUUGGUGUUAAGAGCAGCAAGUAUGCUUCGC